Molecule: messenger RNA, 2931 nt
Organism: Macrobrachium nipponense
Lineage: Eukaryota; Metazoa; Arthropoda; Malacostraca; Decapoda; Palaemonidae
Product: progranulin-like
Exons: 15
Coding region: 256-2247 (663 amino acids)
Cellular component (GO): extracellular region
Source: RefSeq, a predicted model, not a curated record
GAAGGUUGUUUUUCAAAGAUCACCCCCUUACUACUACUACUACUAGUUCCAAAGCAACGUCCCUACUACUGUCAAUGACAGUAUUACUACUUACCUAUGGGUUGUCCCUUGACGUUGUCAACCCACAGUGAUACUUCUUUUUAAGACGCCCCUGAUGGUUAAAAGUGGGAGCUGAACCCGUGCACGCCAUUGUCAUCCGUCACGGACUUUGUUGCAGCCGAAACCUUCCUACAAGGUACAGCUGCUCCUUACAGCAUGAUGCAGCUACUGAUUUUUAGUUCCUUGCUCUUAGCAGCCAGUGUAACUGCGGAAACCUGCCCGGGGGGCCUUGUCAGGUGUCCAGAUUUCAUGACUUGUUGCCAGCUGACCAGCGAAAAAGAUUAUGGAUGCUGCCCCUUCCCAGAAGCCAAAUGCUGUUCUGAUCAUAUACACUGUUGCCCACACAGUAUGGACUGUGAUAUAGCUCACCAAGCCUGUGUUAGGAAUGGUUCCUCAGUCCAGUUUCAAUGGUAUGUUCCUGUUAACCCUGAAAUGGCAGAACCUAUUUUGCUAGAAUUGGAGCAAGGAGAAAGAAAUGAUGUUCAACAACUCACAGAUACAGAUAAGCAGGAGAGAAAUGCUGUACAACAACAGACAGGAAGCUCUAAUGAAUGCCCUGAUAAUACUUCCUGCCAUUCUUCAUUUACCUGCUGUAAAAUGUAUAGUGGAAGUUAUGGGUGUUGUCCAUUCAAUAACGGUACUUGUUGCAUGGAUGGAUUUCAUUGUUGUCCCCAUGGAUCGAAGUGCUCACCAUCAGGAUCAUGCUAUAGUGCUGAAAUGAAUUAUGUUGUACAUGCAUAUCCUUUGGGAGGGAAGUUUCAAAAGGCAUUGAAGAAGAAGAAUGGUUUGGGAAAGCCUCAUCAUCAAGAAGUUUCUGAUCCAGGUGGUCUUUGUCCUGAUGGUCAUCCUUGUCCAGAGAGGUACACUUGCUGCAAAAUUAGUGGAAAGCGUUAUGGUUGUUGCCCAUACUCGGAGGCAAUGUGUUGUGAUGAUGGCAUUCAUUGCUGCCCCAAGGGAACUAAUUGCAAUACGACCUUAGGGACGUGUGAUGUUCAAAAGACUUUUCAUUGGUCAUUUCCAAUUCAUCGUUUAGAAGCCUUGCUGUGGACAGAGUCAUCAGGGACCCCUGAUAAUAAGGUACAUGUCAGUGAUGUGGUGUGUCCUGACGAGCGAUAUCAUUGUCCUUUACACACAACUUGUUGCCAGCUUAAGAGUGGAGACUAUGGAUGUUGUCCAAUGGAAAGAGCAACCUGUUGUGAAGACAAAGAACAUUGCUGUCCAAAUGGUUUUCAAUGCACUGUUGGUGGCUGUGUUCGUGGUACUGUACGUCUUCCAUCUUUCCUUAGGAUUACACCUUCGCAGCAGAGAACAUCUAUUUUACAGGAUGGCAAGACAUCACUAAAAACCGAAACAAAUAUAAGUAGUGUGAUUUGCCCAGAUGAUUAUCCAUGCCCGGAUGGCAAUACAUGUUGUGAACUGGAGACGGGUGAUUAUGGAUGCUGUCCUAUGGAAAAGGCAACCUGCUGUGCAGAUAAGGUACAUUGCUGUCCUCAUGGAUACCGGUGUAUUAAUGAUGGAUGCAAAAAGGAGUCAGAAGAAUUUGAAUACCCUGUCACCAUUAAUUCAACUAAACUCCAGCGAAAAUUUGAGGAUGGCAAGACAUCACCAAGAACAGAAACCAGUACAAGUAGUGUGGUAUGUCCAGAUGGUUAUCCGUGUCCAGAUGGCAAUACAUGUUGUGAACUUGAGACUGGUGACUAUGGAUGCUGUCCUAUGGAAAAGGCAACCUGCUGUGCAGAUAAGGUACAUUGCUGUCCUCAUGGAUACCGGUGCAUUAAUGGUGGAUGCCAAAAGGAGUCAGAAGAAUUUGAGCACCCUAUCACCAUUAAUUCAACUAAACUCCAACGAAAAUUUGAGGUAAAGGGCACUGAGACUGAAGGCAAGCACAAGGGAAUGCCAGAAGAAGACUUGCAUGAAUUGUGUCCUGACCAGUCGGAAUGCCCUGAUGGUGCAACUUGCUGUGAAGUAGAAGAAGGUGGUUAUGGCUGUUGUGCCUAUGACAAGGCAACAUGCUGUGGUGAUAAGGUGCAUUGUUGCCCACAUGGCUAUUGGUGCACAGAUGAGGGAUGUGACAGAAUGCCAGAAGCGAAAGAACAUUAUGCACCAUUCUUGCUGAAGCUUUUUAAUACUAAGAAAACAGAAGUGUAGCAUGAUGCUGUAAUUCACUCCUAAUUUUUUGUUUUUGUUUUGUUACUGAAAAUAUUAAUUUUAAUUUUAUCAGUUCUCAUUCAAGAUUUUUUUUAAUAACAAUUGUGAUUUUUUUUUCUAAAUGGAAGGUGGGUGCCAUUAUCCAUCAAGAUAUAUUUUCCCUUUAUAUAGUGAAAUGUUUUUGUCAAAAGAAUUUGGAGAAAAAAAUUUAACCUUUAAUUAAUUUUUUAAGAACAGCCCAUCUGUUGUAUUUUAUGAGAAAUUUCAGUCUUAAGGAAAGUGAUUAGUGGAGGUAGUAUCUCUCAGUAAAAUGUAUAAUUUUUCUAUCUACCUAAAUUUGUAAAAUAAUUUUUUUUUAUCCCUAAUAGCAUGUUAAUUUAUCCUAGUACCUUUGGAUUUCUGGAAUUUACUCAAAACUUGUGAUACCUCAAUCCUUUGUGUUCACAAAAUUGCAAUUACAAAUUUAGCAUUAGGUAUAAAAAGUUUCUAUUAGCAGGUAUCAAGGUUAUACUACAUAAAAUAAAAAACUUUAUGUAUAUUAUGAAUUUUUAACAAAUUGUAUAGAAUUCUCAUUUAUUCAUACAUUAAACUAGUAUCCCAUAUAUGAGCUGAGAUCAGAUAAAUAAUUUGUAAGUUGGGAAGUAGUAUUUUGUAUAUGAGUAAACUUUUUGAACAAAAGUAAAA